AAUCCUUAAAUUCAGGAGCAAAAUAUUCAAGCACUCAAACACCUUUCUAUAUCACUCUUUGUUCUUAAGAGCAAAAUUCAAAACCUUCUCAACCUUAUAGUUAUGGAGUUUUUAUCUCCACCUUCAACUUCUCCUUAUGUGACUGCACCAACUAGUCCAACUUCUUACAUGGUGCAGUACCAUAGCGCUGCGACUAGUCCAGGUAAAAGGUUCGGUAGAACUACAACUGAUGGCGACUAUGAGUUGACCUUGAGUGAUUUUGAAUUUGAAACGAGUAAAAAGUUUGAUAACUGCAUGGAGUUUGAGACGUGUGAGAACGUUGAGCACUCCGAGGAUGAUCAAUCAUGGCACGAAAAACGAAGAGAGCGGGGUGGCUCACUCCCCGAGAUGGCAUUUGCGGACGAAAUUUUCUCUAAUGGUCAAGUCAUGCCCCUUAAACUACCACCAAGACUCCAAUGUGACAAUGACAUGAAAUAUACUAGCCAACGAUCGAUUACAUGUUCAACUAUCGCUCCGAGUGCAAUGGUUAAGUCUCCGUUUGCUCGCCGAAACGUUGAUCCUUUCGUUAUCGCCAUGCAAAAGGUGAUGAAGGAAGAAAAUAGAGGGAGAAAUUUCAAUUCAAAUCACCAUAAACGCACAAGGUCACUCUCACCAUUUAGAGCCAACAACAUGGAAUGGACUAUUGAGGAAAUGAGACAAGAAAUUGUGUCCAUGACACCAAUUCAACCUUCAAGCCCAAAUCCAACAAAGCCCAUUGAGUCUAAGGCCAAGGGAGCAUCAUAUGGAAGAUGGGUUUUAGACCAUUCUAUGACUAUUGGGCCAGGCCCAAAAGUAUCCAAGAAGCCCAAAAACUUGCUUUUUGGAAAGAAAGAGCCCAAGCCCAACAAGCCCACUUCAAAAGGGGAUAUGUUUGUGGAAACCAAAAUGCAAAAAUUCAAAGGAAUGUUAGUGAAAUAUGCAUCAUUUAGAAAGGAGAAUAGUGAAGGAAAGAUGAAUAAUCCAAUUUUAGCUAUAUGGAAGCCAAAUUAUUUCAAGAAAUUGAGUUUCAAGUUCAAGGGAAAUGGUAAUGGCAAUGUGAAUAUAAAGGCAAAUGGAGUGGAGCCAAAGUUGGUGAUUGUGAAGUACAAACCAGCACUUUGUUUGGGUUAUGGACUUGAAAAAGCUUAAAGAAAGAUAUGUCUAUCAAUAAUAUUUUUGGUUCUUUAUUUUUCUAUUAUGUAAACUUGAAAUUUCCUUUAUUUAGUGAAAGGAAAGAUGUCAUAGGAUUUUCAUUUGAUAGGACAGGUGAUUUAUGUUCCAAAUAGAGUUGAAAAUAUUUGUGACAUUAUCUCUUGAAAAAAGAAGUUUUAUGUA
This is a messenger RNA of Nicotiana attenuata, 1353 nucleotides long. RefSeq lists its product as uncharacterized. Lineage: Eukaryota; Viridiplantae; Streptophyta; Magnoliopsida; Solanales; Solanaceae. The transcript has a single exon. The record is from RefSeq and is a predicted model, not a curated record. The coding region runs from base 103 to 1167 and encodes 354 amino acids.